Oncorhynchus kisutch (coho salmon) is the source of this 3067-nucleotide messenger RNA. RefSeq names its product solute carrier family 2 member 15a (gene slc2a15a). Gene Ontology annotation, molecular function: D-glucose transmembrane transporter activity. Bases 1 to 1575 code for a protein of 524 amino acids. The record is from RefSeq and is a predicted model, not a curated record. The transcript has 12 exons. Gene Ontology annotation, cellular component: plasma membrane. Lineage: Eukaryota; Metazoa; Chordata; Actinopteri; Salmoniformes; Salmonidae. Gene Ontology annotation, biological process: dehydroascorbic acid transport.
AUGGAUUCCUCCAAACUAAAGGCCAUAGAAGAGAUGAAUGAGAGCCCAACACACCUGACCUCAUCUCUGUUGGCAGUAGCGUUCCUCACCUCAUUUGGGAGCUCCAUGCUCUAUGGCUAUAACCUGGCAGUGGUCAACUCCCCUGCAGUGUACAUUAAGGACUUCUACAACAGGACGUCAGUGAGCCGUAAUGGUACGGGGCUGGAUGGGGAGGCUCUGACCCUCAUGUACUCUCUCACCGUGUCUGUCUUUGCCAUUGGGGGUCUACUGGGAUCCCUCAUGGUGGGCAUGCUUGUCACCAGGUUCGGCAGGAAAGGCACAGUGGUGAACUCAACGGUAUUGGUGUUCAUCGCUGGAUCUCUCAUGGGCUUCAGCAGGAUCUGUGGCUCUCCAGAGAUGGUCAUCUUUGGCCGCUUCGUCACAGGGAUCCACUCAGGUAUCUCUCUGAGCGUGGUGCCCAUGUACCUGGGGGAGAUAGCUCCUAAGAACCUGCGUGGUUUCCUGGGGCUCGUGCCCAGCCUCUUCAUUUGUGCUGGGGUCUUCUCGGCCCAGAUCCUGGGUCUACACGAAAUUCUGGGGAAGGAGGAUCACUGGCCCCUGUUUCUCUCUCUGGUGGUGAUACCCACCUUCAUUCAGCUGAUGCUGUUGCCAUGGUUUCCGGAGAGCCCACGAUACCUGCUGAUUGAGAAGCAUAAUGUCCACGCCACCAUUAUAGCGUUGAAGUGGUACCGGGCCAAGUGUAACAUCCAGUCAGAGAUCGAGGAGAUGCAGGAGGAGCAGCGCUCUCUGUCGUCGGUGGAGACGGUGUCGGUAUGGCGACUGAUACUGGACCCUUUGGUGCGCUGGCAGCUGCUCAGUGUGGUGGUCAUCAAUAUCGGCAUGCAGCUCUCCGGUAUAGACGCUCUCUGGUUCUAUACCAAUGACAUCUUUAGGAACGCGGGCAUCCCAGACCCAGAGAUCCAGUACACUACAGUGGGUACAGGAGCCAUCGAGAUCAUUGCUGGCCUCAUCGGGUGUUUUACCAUAGAGAAACUAGGCAGGAGGCCUCUCAUCAUCGGGGGGUUUCUAGUCAUGGGAUUCUGCUGUGCUGGGAUCACUCUCUCCCUCGUUCUACAGGUUCACUUACCAUUCAUGCGGUAUGUCAGUGUUGGAUGCGUGGUCGGUAUCAUCGCUGGUUUCUGCAUUGGGCCAGCGGGUGUUCCUUUCCUGAUAACGGCAGAGCUGUUUAAACAGUCUCACCGCCCAGCAGCCUACACUGUGGGAGGAUCCCUCAACUGGAUUUCCAACUUCACAGUCGGCUUCGUCUUCCCCUUCCUACAGAUGUCCGCUGGGUCCUACUGCUACCUGGUGUUCUGCUGCGUGUGUCUGGCGGUGGCGGCCUUUGUGUUCUUCGUCAUCCCCGAGACCAAGAACAAGACGUUUGUGGAGAUCAGCCAGAUGUUCGCCUCCAAGGAGGCGGUGCCAGAGACCCAGGGCCUGGGCCAUCCCGACCAGCUCAAACUGAGGAAGAUGAACGGAUACGGAACCCUGGAGAAUGGAUCGCUGGAGUUUGACAGCUCCUCCUCCGUCCCCUGAUAGUGGCUCUGAGAGAGAGGCUGGCUGCAUUCCAAAACUCAGAAGUAGCUUUUUUUCCCUUCAGUAUGACCAUUGAUAGGUAAAAAGCUGGAUUGGCUGCCACAAAAAAAAUCAUGGGAGGAGCAGGAUACAAUAUCACGUCGUACUGAUUUACUUUCAGAUUAACCUGUGAUUUUGAGAUCAUGCAGUAAAAGAGACAUGCACACAUACUGUAGGCACACAUAAAUAUACUGCACAUAUGCUUUCUUUUUGCCUUUUACCUUCCUAUUCCAAAUCAGGCCUUUGUUAUUUUGCAGUCAUUUAAAGGGUGUCUGGGUUAUGUCAAGACUGACAGAUCUGUACAUUUUUCAGAAGGGUGUAGCUUGAUGUGUUUUAUACAUACUGUAUGGUUUUAUCAAAAGCCAGAGUUUAUUUUCUAAUAUAUAACUGUAUUUGAACUGUGUACAUUCAAAUAUUUUAUCAAAGUAAUAAUAUGCAAAGCUUUAUGAUGUUUAUGAUCAAUUAUAUACUUGUUUUCAGAGCAAUCCUUUUUAUUGUCUAAUAAAUCUCAGGAGAGACAUUCACUUUGUUUUAGUCAUUAGAAUCUAACACAAAAUAUGAUGUAAUGGUUUUGAAAAUUCUUUUGGGGUUUGGGGUUGUUUGGGAUAUGUUACAACCAGUAUUGUUUCAAGUGUUCUUGUGCAGCAUAUAUAACUUCCCUGGCAAGCUCUGCAGAUGUAUUGCACAUACCAGCUAACAACAAACGUUCCCACAACUUCAGAGAACGCUCCAUUAAGAGUCUCAUUAGGUCACUAACUAAUGUUUUCAUAGGAAUGUGCCCAUGAUGUGCAAGGAAUGUUUCCAAGAGACCAUCCCCUUAAUGUAAAAUUGAACUUACCCAGGAAGUGGUUACCAUGUUCUCAGAAUUUACAAUAUUAAUGUUUUCGACAUGUUUCAUGGAAACGUUGAAAGAACAUUCACGUGUCGAUCAUUUCUGAGGGUUAGGAGAAUAUUCCAUCAACGUCUCACCAAACAAAGACAGAAUAUGGUUGCCAUGUUCUCAGAACAGAAGAUAUGAAUGUUCUAGACACGUUUCAUUUGAACGUUGCAGGAACAUUUCUGCAUAUCAGUUGUCAGGACGUCGCCUGAUGGUCCCAAAGAAACGUUCUCCCCCUAAAAAAAAACAUGUUUCAUUUGACAUCACGCCUUGUUACGCCCUCAUGGUUGUACCAGUGAUCCAUUUAUAGCUCGUUGUCUGUUGGCAAGGUCAGGGGUACUCUCACACAGUUCUUUUCACCUGGGAUUUAAACUGACAAACUCUUAAUUCACCACAUUCGGAUCUUCCUGCUAGCCACCAUGUCUGUGUCAGGUAUUGGUUCAUCAUUGAUUUGAUUGGUUUAUUUCAGCUAUUUAAGGGUUUUCUGUAUAAUUGUCUAAUCUUGGUGGGGCAUGUUAACCUGUUUUAAUGAUACUCCUGAAUCACUAUGAUCAAUAAAAUAGUUUGUUUCCUGGA